Molecule: messenger RNA, 708 nt
Organism: Clonostachys rhizophaga
Lineage: Eukaryota; Fungi; Ascomycota; Sordariomycetes; Hypocreales; Bionectriaceae
Source: the annotation of a GenBank genome assembly
AUGGUCCAGCUCUCCUUCGUUUCUACUGCCGCGGCGCUCCUGCUGGCGGCCUUGCCCCUUGUCGCGGCCGCUGAGCCAUUGCAGAAGCCCAAGCAAGCUGCAGUGCUCGGCAGCUUCACGUCGCAGGGCUGCUUCAGCACCGGCCAAGGCCUCAAGAAGCAGAAGAGUGUCAAUGGCACGGUGAACUCGUCAGCUUCAUGCGGCGCCGUAUGCCUGGAACAAACGAAGCUUGUCUUUGCCAUGACCGGCGACGCCUGUUAUUGUGGUGAUAAAUACCCACCCGAGGUCGACAUCAUUGACGACGCCAAAUGCACAUAUAAAUGCACGGGCAACAAGAAGGAGGCCUGCGGCUCCAAGUCGGACAAGAGAUACUCUGUCUGGAAUUCGGGUGUCAAGCUCGAUGUUGAGUACGCAAAGAAGAAGACCUCCAGCACGAAAACAGUCACGAAAUCAGCGACGAAAACACCCACAGCGACCAAGUCUUCCAAGUCUACCAAGACUUCAAAGUCCACGAAGAAGACUCCUAGUUCGACAACCACCAGUCAGAGUGAGACGACCACGAGCGACAGCAUCGUGUCUACCAGCUCCAGCGGUAAUGUUCCAUCAGGUACCAGCGCUGCGGCACAGACUUCGAAUACUUCCGGCGCUGUCUCAAGACCCAUGAUUGGCGCUGGAGCCGCUAUGCUGGCUGCUGCACUUGCUAUCUAA